This is a messenger RNA of Oncorhynchus gorbuscha (pink salmon), 4794 nucleotides long. It is a transcript of the gene relch, whose product is annotated as RAB11 binding and LisH domain, coiled-coil and HEAT repeat containing. Lineage: Eukaryota; Metazoa; Chordata; Actinopteri; Salmoniformes; Salmonidae. Gene Ontology annotation, biological process: intracellular cholesterol transport. Bases 153 to 3650 code for a protein of 1165 amino acids. The transcript has 28 exons. Gene Ontology annotation, cellular component: recycling endosome; trans-Golgi network. The record is from RefSeq and is a predicted model, not a curated record. Gene Ontology annotation, molecular function: protein binding.
ACCAAACGCUACCCUGAAUUCACCCCUUUUCAUGUCGAUCGAGGAAGGAAGGGUUCAGCCAGCUAGCCUUCUAGCUAGCCAUCCGUCCAGGAAGACGGGUCCAAUUCUCAGCUAGCUAGCUAGCUUGCUACUCAAAUCUUUAUAGUAGGAAAAUGGCGGCGGGUAACGUCAACCCGUUUAAUCUGAGUGAUUCUGAAGAUGAGGCAGAGCAGAGAGCAGAGGACGGUGUUCACAUCGAAAAGAGCCCUAGCGUUGGAACGCAAGGCCCCUCGUCCAACAACCCAUUCUCUCCGCCAGCGGACGCCGAGCCUCCGGCCCUUUUAGUGUCCAGCACCCGGACCAGCCCCAGUGUGGAAGGCAUCUCGGUAUCGGUCGCAGCUGCGGCUAUGACAGUUGCCUUGGCAGAGACCCGGGUCUCGGUAGAUGUGAUCGCUGCUCAGUUAAUACGGGAUCAUUACAUCCUCACGGCCCUUGAGUUUCAUACCGAACUGUUGGAAUCAGGGAGGGAGCUUCCGCGGUUGCGUGAUUAUUUCUCCAACCCGGGCAACUUCGAGAGGCAAACCGGCACUCCGCCCGCUUGUAAAGAACAAGGACUGGGACCAGGGGGACCGCUAAACCGAGCGGGCAGCAUCAGCACAUUGGACUCUCUAGACUUCGCUCGUUACUCUGACGACGGGAACCGGGAGUCGGACGAGAGGGUGGCAGUGCUGGAGUUUGAGCUACGGAAAGCCAAGGAGACCAUUCAGGCUCUACGCACCAACUUGACUCAGGCAGCAGAAAGCGACACUCAGGAGAGAAACAAGAACUACAGUUCACAUCCUGAGACUCAGGAACCUAUCCGCCCACUAGAGAAGCGAGCCUUAAAUUUCCUUGUGAAUGAAUAUUUAUUAAAGAAUGAAUACAAACUGUCGGCCAUCACGUUCUCUGAUGAAAAUGAUGACCAGGACUUUGAGUUGUGGGACGACGUGGGCCUGAACAUUCCAAAGCCUCCCGACCUAUUACAGAUCUACAGGAACUGUGGCUCCGCCCUUCCAUCGCCGCGGAAUACCGUGGACGUAGCCGUCGGAGUGGAGUCAAGCGAGCUCACUGGGAACUACAUUACCCAGAAAUCUGAUCUUUUACAGCAGCAGCAGACGGAGGUAGUUGAGGAGUUGGAGUAUCAGAUUAGUCUACUGAACGAGGAGAAACAGAGUCUGGCCGACUAUAUCAAGAAACUACAGAGUGAGAUCCAAAGCCUGAGAAGGACAGUGUCCCCCCCUCCUCAUGACCAGGGCUCACAGCCAAACCCCCCCUCCUCCACCCCUCCCCAGCCCCUUCUGGACAACGGUCAGUACCUGGAUAUCAGGGGCGCCUCAGAACCUGAUAAACCCCCCACUGAGAGCACCCCCCCCACUCAGACCAUCAGUAACCCUACACACACCUCUUCACAACCCCAUGCCAAGCUAAAGAGCAGAGGGACGGUGGUGUUUGACCAGCCCAACAGGAAGUUGUCCCCUGCAUUCCAGCAGGCCCUGCUGUCCUUCUGUAAGAUGUCAGCUGACAGUCGUCUGGGUGCAGAGGUGUCGAGGAUAGCAGACAAUGAGGAGAGUGUGAUGCUGAUGUUGGGUCGCUGUCUCCCUCACAUCGUCCCCAAUGUCCUCCUGGCCAAACGAGAGAGAAUGGUUGCACACCUGUGCCAGGAGUUGAUUCCUCUCAUCCUAUGUACAGCGUGUCUCCACCCGGAGCCUAAAGAGAGAGACCAGCUCCUCCACAUCCUCUUCAACCUCAUCAAGAGACCUGACGACGAACAGAGGCAGAUGAUCCUAACAGGUUGUGUGGCGUUUGCCAGACAUGUUGGUCCUACCAGAGUUGAGGCUGAACUCUUACCACAAUGCUGGGAACAGAUCAACCAUAAGUAUCCAGAGAGGAGGUUGCUGGUAGCAGAAGCCUGUGGAGCCUUAGCACCUUACCUGCCUAAGGAGAUCCGUAGCUCCCUGGUGUUGUCCAUGCUGCAGCAGAUGCUGGCUGAAGACAAGGCAGACAUGGUCAGAGAGGCUGUGGUCAAAAGCCUUGCUAUCAUCAUGGGAUACAUUGAUGACCCUGACAAGUACUCCCAGGGUUUCGAGCUGAUGUUGCUGUCCCUUGGUGACCCAUCCGAGAGGGUGGUCAGUGCUAUCCACCAGGUGUUCAUCCCAGCAUUCGCUGCCUGGACCACAGAGCUGGGAAACCUCCAGACCACUCUCAUCCCCUCUCUACUGGCCCGCAUAGAGAAACUUCUCAAGCAGGGAGAACAUGGUCUUGAUGAACACAAGCUCCACAUGUUCCUGUCUGCCCUACAGUCUCUCAUCCCUCCUCUGUUCUCUGUGGUGAUCCAGAACGCUCCCUUCACACACAGAGUUAACCUGCAAGGAGACAUUCCCCCCAUAGAGGUGACGCGGUUCCCUCGUCCGGCGUCUCCUCUGCAGGAUAUAGCGACUAUCGUUGGCAGCCGGGAGACGCUGAGCGCCCUUCUCAUCCUGUAUGAUUACCAGCUAGAACAUGAGGGCACCACAGGCUGGGACAGCCUGCUAUGGGUGGUCAACCAACUUCUUCCCCAGCUGAUAGACAUAGUAGGUCGUAUUAACGUAGCCUCCACUACGUGUGUCCAUGAGUUCUCACGUUUCUUCUGGAGACUCUGUCGCACAUUUGGCAAGAUCUUCACUAACACUAAGGUAAAACCACAGUUCCAAGAGAUUCUACGGCUCUCUGAAGAGAAUGUGGAUGCUUUAACUGGGAAUGGUAUUCUGACCAAGGCUACUGUCCCCAUUUAUGCUACAGGGGUACUGACAUGCUACAAUCAGGAUGAGGAUCGUAAGCUGCUUGUUGGUUUUCUAGAGGACGUCAUGACCACACUGUCUCUCUCACAUGCCCCCCUGGACAGUCUCAAAGCCUCCUUUGUAGAGCUGGGGGCUAACCCAGUGUACCAUGAGUUGUUACUGACAGUGCUAUGGUACGGAGUGGUCCAUACCUCCGCUCUAGUUCGCUGUACCGCCGCACGCAUGUUUGAGCUGCUGGUGAAGGGGGUGAAUGAGACGCUGGUGGCUCAGAGGGUGGUGCCUGCUCUCAUCACGCUCUCCAGCGACCCUGAGAUUUCAGUUAGGAUCUCUACUAUCCCUGCCUUUGGUACCAUCAUGGAGACGGUCACGCAAAAAGAGCUGUUGGAGCGUGUGAAGAUGCAGCUGGCAUCGUUCCUGGAGGACCCACAGUACCAGGACCAACACUCUCUACACAUGGAGAUCAUCAAGACCUUUGGCCGGGUCGGACCCAACGCUGAGCCACGCUUCAGAGACGAGUUUGUGCUGCCUCACCUCCACAAACUAGCGUUGGGUAACAACAUCCAGGCUACAGAGAGUAAGAGGAUAGACAUCGCUACUCAGCUGUUUGAGGCCUACAGCGCUCUCUCCUGUUGCUACACCGCCUGGUGUAGAAGACCUAGAGGGCAGGGAGCUCACCCACAGUCAUGUAUUGGGCCAUCCGCAUCACCCUAUGUAGAGCCUUGCAGUUCAAAGGGGGUGCAGUUGCCCGGCCAGGCGGUGAUGCAGCCGGGUCAAGAUGCUCUCGAUGGUGCAAGGAUCCAAGGGCCCAUGCCGAAUUUCUUCAAGUGCAUGAGGUUGAAGAGGCUGAAAAGCUAAAAGAGGACAAUAGUUCAUUAAGUGGUUUUUAAAUGUGUCCACCUAGCAGUAUGUACUUAAGACAUUUCAAGAACUGUCCCCACAGCAGAGUGUUGGCUUGGCUGGGGCUCAGGGGAGAGUGUUUUAUUUCACUUUUAUAGCUGUGACUCAGAAUACGUCUUUAGAAUAACAAGACCUGGGUCAAGACUAGGUUACUGUAGUCAGACUAGGUUACUGUAGUCAGACUAGGUUACUAUAGUCAGACUAGGUUACUGUAGUCAGACUAGGUUACUGUAGUCAGACUAGGUUACUGUAGGUUAAAAGUUCACUAUUUGGGGUUCUGGGCUGUAAUCGACCAACCCUGCCUCAGUCAGUGUGGUGUGUGUAUAUAUAUAGUACACUGAAUAAGUUGAAUACAUUUGCUGUAUGUGUAUUUAUGCGCUGGCGAGUUGAGAAAGGAAAAUGAACUCUCCAUUUUGGGGCCGUAUGCUGAUUACAGGGUUGAGUGGGCGGAGAGAGGGAGGGAGACAGAGAGAGACGGACCACAGCCCACAGAGAGGGAGAGCGAAAAUGAGAGAGACGGACAGUUACAGACCACAGUCUGCCUCAGAGAGACGGAGAAGCCAGAAGAGAAAAUGACAGAGGGAGAGCUGCCUCUAAGCCUUUGGUCAGAAUUCCCAGCAUAUGGCAUGUGCAUGCAUGCGUGCACGUUCCUCCCUAAAUGUGUUCCCAAAAUAGUGAGACUCCUCAAGGGCGUGUUUCGCAGCACUGCGACAUACCUCCCUAACCUCUCUAGUGACAUCCAUGCCACCUCACGCAGUCACUUACACCAGCUGGCUGAGGUUUGGUAAUGUGUGAGUAUCGCAGGCUAUACGUGGGGUCUCGUGUAGCUUUGGUCACGGUGGCUAAACUCCCCACUAUCAGAGCCUGGUACUGUGACACCAUCAGUGUGCAAUGAGGCAGUGGAAUUACUGUGGCCCUCUGGGUAAUGUAGUCAUAUAACCUCACUAAUCUUACUUGUUUUUAAACUGUGUUAGUGUCAUAAUAUUACUUAAUUCACAACGGUUCAGUUGACCAGUGUUCAGUAGUGUUUAACUCUGUGUUGGUGUUUGGUUGUUCAGUGUAGGUUAACUUUGUGUUCAGUUAUCCGGUCCUUGAUCUCCUG